Molecule: messenger RNA, 1520 nt
Organism: Ciona intestinalis (vase tunicate)
Lineage: Eukaryota; Metazoa; Chordata; Ascidiacea; Phlebobranchia; Cionidae
Source: RefSeq, a predicted model, not a curated record
CUAUUGAACUGUUUCUUUGUGUUCUGUAGCAAUUCUCAGCUAGCCAAUUGAGUUAUUUCCGCUAUUGUAACGCUAGGCAAUUCAAUUUAAGUUAAUUAUCUGAGUAUAGAUCUAAUGUACUCGAUACAGAAUGCGUCGAAUUUGUCAGAAAGUGAAAUUAAUGACAAAGAAAGACAAGCAGGAUAUUUCAAGCCGGUCCAGAACUCUGGGGAAUCCCCCAUGUACCAGCCAGCCAGCGCCACUAGCGGAAUAACCAACGGAAACGUGCCAAGGUUUGGAACAGUCAUUCCCAAUCGUAUCUUCGUGGGUGGGAUCGAUUUCAAGACAAAGGAAGAAGAUUUGCAAAAGUUUUUCUGCAACUAUGGGAUGGUUAAGGACACGAAGAUUAUACGGGACAGAGCUGAUGUUUCAAAGGGGUACGGAUUCGUUACUUUUGAGACAUCUGAAGAAGCCGACAGAGUCAGGGAUCAGGAAGAUUGUUUAUAUUUAAAUGGGAAGAAAUUGAACAUCGGACAAGCAAUCAGAAAACAACAGAUUUGUUUUCCCAAAGACAUCCACGUACCUGGUCCACCUGGUAGUUGGGUGAUGCAUCCGGCUGGUUACGCAUCGUUCACCAACAGUAAUGGAAUAACUUACUUUGCACAAAGUCCAGUCAUCGCCCCUCUACAACAAGCACAGCCAUAUAGUCAUGUGAUGAAUUACCAACCAAUGGCAACACAUUAUCCCGGGUACGCCUACUCACCAGCGCCAUGUAGUGGCCAAGCAUACGGCACGGUUCAUCUACCAUGGCCCACACCGAUUGGUGGAGCAUGUGGACAGUUGAUAGGCCCAGCUGUAAACCAACCACCAGCAGACCAAGUAAACAUGGUUAGUAUGCAACCACAGGGGUUACCUACUGGUUAUAUUGUACCAAGGACAGCUGCUUCUAAUGGACAAAGCCAGGUCCAACUUGCCCCUAGACCACCUGACCAACAACCAAUCGUAGACAAGCCUGCCGUUUACCCCCCACAAUCAGAGUCGGUUCGUGUCUUAGUAAGUUCAGCUCAUACCCACCCACAGUUUGUACAAUCGGUGAUUCCCCAGCCCCUAUACCACCAACCAACCCCUAUAAAAUGUGCGCAUGCGCAGUACGUCGCUCAAGACGGGUCACCGAUGCCCCAUUAUGGCGUCAUAACACUUUCUGAAAACGACGCCCAUCCUGCGAUGACGCAAGCAGUGGUGACGUCAGAAGGUGACCUUUUGACCCCACCUUUGACCCCGGAUCAGCAGCAGCAGUAACGAAUCCAGUAAUCUUGAAUAUUUUUUACCUUGUAUUUAAACCCACUAUGAAUUAUGCCGGUACAUUUGCACUAUAUUUACUCAACAUAAACUUAAAUCUUGUUCAAUUUUCAUGUUUGGCGUUAAAACGAUUCAUUCCGAGUUAAAGGUUCACAACAACUUCGUUUCGUUCGUUCGUUCCUCGUUCUUUCGUUCGUUUCUUUCGUUAUUUACUGAAUAUACGACCUCGUGACGUCAUAAUA